GUGGCUGAAAGAGAUCAGUCCUAACCUGCCCAGCAGGAAUAACGGUCCUCCCUCCAUCUAAGGCUUAUCAUCGUCUCGCAAGGAUCCGCUUUUCUCCAACUUGCUCUUAAAAAAACACCGCAGUCCAACAUAAACAACCAGAUACAUACGGAGCCGAUCCGAGCCGAGCCGAGCCGAGCCACGGAGCCGAGCCCAUGCGAGCCGCCUGCCAUCCGAUCCACGCUUAUCAAUGAAGCAGCAGAUCAUGGCGGAUGGCCCCAGGUGUAAGAGGCGAAAACAAGCCAACCCCAGAAGGAAAAACGCAGUGCUGAACUACGAGAAUGUGGUGGAGACGGGCUCGGAGACGGACGAGGACGACAGGCCGCUGGUCCCUGAGGAAGACAGCCUCUUCAAUGGAGACAGCAGCCCAGCAGGCCUAGCCCACCCCGAGGCCUCGCCCCAUGCCGGCCACGCCCCUUCGCACAGGGACGACGAGGACGAAGACGCCAGGGAUGGCAGGGCGGAGCUCCCCUGGCAUGACAGCGAUGUCCUGCAGGUCUCACUCGAUGGUACCGAUGAUAUGAAGGAUGAUUACGGCCCCAUGGAGACUGAAGAGCCCGUACGGGAAGUAGGAAAUGGUACAGUAAAGAGCGCCGACUGCCCUCCGGACUUUGACGACUUCUUUGUCAAGCGGAAGCUAGAGGACAGCGAGAGCCACGUAGUCAGCAUCGCUGAGUACCUGCAGCGGGGCGACACGGCCAUCAUUUACCCAGAAGCCCCUGAGGAACUGUCUCGCCUGGGCACACCCGAGGCCAAUGGGCUGGAGGAAAACGACCUGCCACCUGGAACUCCAGAUGCUUUUGCCCAACUGUUGACGUGCCCCUACUGCGACCGCGGUUACAAGCGGCUGACGUCGCUGAAGGAGCACAUCAAGUACCGGCACGAGAAGAACGAGGAGAGCUUCUCCUGCCCCCUGUGUAGUUACACGUUCGCCUACCGCACCCAGCUGGAGCGGCACAUGGUCACGCACAAGCCAGCCCGCGACCAGCACCAACUGCUGAAUCCGGGAGCUGGCAACCGCAAGUUCAAGUGCACAGAAUGUGGAAAGGCCUUCAAAUACAAACACCAUCUGAAGGAGCACCUGCGGAUCCACAGCGGCGAGAAGCCAUAUGAAUGCUCCAACUGCAAGAAGCGCUUCUCCCAUUCCGGCUCCUACAGCUCCCAUAUCAGCAGCAAGAAGUGCAUCGGCCUCAUUGCUGUCAACGGGCGUGUGCGCAGCGGCGCCAAGGCUGGCUCCUCGCCGACGUCGGCAUCCUCCUCACCCACUAACUCAGCCAUCACACAGCUGAGGCACAAGCUGGAGAACGGCAAGCCACUCGGGCUUCCGGACCAGCCGGCCCACAUGAACAUAAAGAUGGAGCCACAGGACUUCAGUGACUAUAAGCUUAUGAUGGCCUCUCAUGGGUUUGGAGGCCCCGGGCCCUUCAUGAAUGGAGGGAUUGGGGGAGGCAGCCCUCUAGGAGUUCAUGGCUCGGCUCAGAGUCCCAUGCAGAACCUGGGGAUGGGAAUGGACUCUCAGCUCCUUGGAUAUCCAGGGCUGGUGAACAAUAUGAGCGAGGUGCAGAAGGUCCUCCAGAUUGUGGACAAUACUGUGUGCCGACAGAAAAUGGACUGCAAGCCCGAGGAGCUCUCAAAGAUCAAGGCCUUCAUGAAAGAGCUCGGCUCUCAGAUGGAGGAGCAGAAGCAGGGCCUGACACCCCCUGGGGUUCCCCCAACCGGUCUUCCGGUCGUCAGCCACAAUGGUGCCACUAAGAGCAUCAUUGACUAUACAUUGGAGAAGGUGAAUGAAGCCAAAGCUUGCCUGCAGAGCUUGACCACGGACUCAAAGAGACAAAUUAGCAAUAUCAAAAAGGAGAAAUCCAAUCACAUGUUAGAUUUAGGUACGGAGGACAAAACUCAUGAAAAUAAUGUCCUCUUCACGCCUUUUUCCUGCCAGUACUGCAAAGAGACCUUCCCUGGGCCAAUUCCCUUGCACCAGCAUGAGCGAUACCUGUGCAAGAUGAACGAGGAGAUCAAGGCAGUCCUCCAGCCAAACGAAAACCUCACUCCGAACAAGCCAGGCCCAUUUCCGGACAAACACACCUUACUGCUGUCCUCCAUGCUUUCUGAGAAAGGACUGACGAGCCACGUCAACCCCUACAAGGACCACAUGUCAGUGCUCAAGGCAUACUUUGCCAUGAACAUGGAGCCCAACUCCGAGGAGCUGCUCAAGAUCUCCAUUGCAGUGGGCCUUCCUCAGGAAUUUGUGAAGGAAUGGUUCGAGCAGCGGAAGGUCUACCAAUAUGGGGAUCCCAGGACCCCACCUCUGGAGCGGAACAAAAGGGAGGUGGCGCUGGCUGCCACUAACCACACUCCCACUAAAGACCCAAUGGUGGCCCGGUCUCCCGUGUCCCUGGUCAAGCCGGCUGACCGCAUCACAUCACCAGCGGUAGCCGAGCUCCACAACAGCAUCAACAGCUGUGACACUCCCCUCAGGCUUUCAAAAACUGCCCAAUUUGCUGGUGGCAAGCCGACAGGUGAGAAAUUGGACCACUCGCGCAGCAACACUCCUUCGCCUUUGAACCUCUCUUCCACGUCAUCAAAAAACUCCCACAGCAGCUCGUACACUCCAAACAGCUUCACCUCUGAGGACCUUCAGGCUGAGCCAUUGGACCUGUCCUUGCCAAAACUCAUGAAGGAAACUAAAAGUAUUGUGACUGUGAAAAGGCAGCUGAAUCCCAACAGCGUCACCAUCGAGCACAACAACGUGUCCUCCCCACGCAAGCACUUGGAGGAGCCUUUGAACUUGGCAUACUUAAAAAAAGAGUUUGCCAGCUCCAACAACGGCCACCUUGACAAAAGCACUAACCCGAUGUUCAGUAUUAACCCCUUCAGUGCCAAGCCCCUGUACACGUCGAUUCCACCUCAGGGCGCCUUUCCUCCUGCCACUUUCAUGCCCCCGGUUCAGGCCAGCAUCCCAGGCCUGAGACCAUACCCAGGGCUGGAUCCCAUGAGCUUCCUGCCACACAUGACUUACACGUAUGCAACGGGAGCGCCUACUUUUGCCGAAAUGCAACAGAGGAGGAAAUACCAGCGCAAACAAGGUUUCCAAGGGGAGCUGCUUGACGGCACAGCAGAGUACAUGUCAGGCCUGGAUGACAUGACAGACUCUGACUCCUGUCUGUCCCGGAAGAAGAUUAAGAAGACAGAAAGUGGUAUGUACGCGUGUGACUUGUGCGACAAAACAUUCCAGAAGAGCAGUUCCCUCCUAAGACACAAAUAUGAGCACACAGGUAAACGGCCACACCAGUGUCAGAUCUGCAAGAAGGCCUUCAAGCACAAGCACCACCUGAUCGAGCACUCGCGGCUGCACUCGGGCGAGAAGCCCUACCAGUGCGACAAGUGCGGCAAGCGCUUCUCGCACUCGGGCUCCUAUUCGCAACACAUGAACCACCGUUACUCCUACUGCAAGCGGGAGGCCGAGGAGCGCGAGGCGGCAGAGAGGGAGGCGCGUGAGAAGGGCCACCUGGAGGCCACGGAGCUGCUCAUGAACCGGGUGUACCUGCGCGGCAUGAACCCCCAAGGCUACUCCGACACGGACGAGCGAGACGCUGCCACCAGGGAGCGGCAGAAGGAGGCGGACGGGCCGUACGCCAAGAUUGGUCGGCGGGAUGAGGAGUUCGAGGAGGAGGAGGAGAGUGAGAACAAGAGCGUGGACACGGACAGGGACACAUUAAGGGACGAGGAGGAGAACGGCGAGCACUCGAUGGAUGACAGCUCGGUGGACGGGAAAGCAGAGGCCAGAUCCGAUCACGAGGACGGCGUGUAACAAAACUACUGCAUUGAAAACUUCCCCCUAUACAUAUUAUUUUUUGCAUUUGUUUUCUUUUGUUUCUCCUGGUAGCCUUUGCUACCUGCUUUGUUUAACAACACGCUGCUGUGUUACCGUUCGACAUGCACGUGCCUGAGAGAGUCUGGGAACCUCAAGAUGUAAGGGGGGGGGGGGGUAGGGCUGCAAGGCGGGGUGGAGGAGUGGAGAGGCCGCUGAUGAGUAUAUGGCUUUGAAGCCAGUGAAGGAAGGUUGGUUUAGAACACGCAUUAUGCAAAAAACAAAAAAAAACAAAAAAAAGAACAAAAAAAGAUGACAUAGAUGAAAUAUGUUUUUUUUUUAUUGUACAGUAUUAAGGCCUAAACAAAUGUGUGGUGCUAACAUUCUAAAAUCCUGUGUUUCAUAGUAUUUAUAGCACAAACUCUUAACUUGUAUAAAUUGCACUCUGCUCCUGUAAUCACUACACAAUAAUAAGAAUUAUUGCCUAUGUAUAUUUAUACAGUGUUUUAAAAAGCAGCAUAGUGCCUGCACUACUUUUCACCAGUAUUAUUCUGUAUCUAUCACUUGUGUUGUCUACAGGUUUGCCCUGUCGUCAGGCCAACUAACCACACAAUUUUAGGCCUCCGAAUCUCAUCAUGUGAAGGAUCUUUACAGACACCUGGGUAAUAAUUAAGGUAUUAAAGUCUUACGGCGACCCGGAAAACGAAGGAGAGAUAGUAUGAAGACUCAGAGAUGGAAGGAUGGAGUGGGCAGUGAAGGAUAAAAAAGCCUUUGUAAGGUGUUUUUACGAGAGGAAAAAUAAGCCUUAUAUGCAAACCUUUGAAUCUGUGUGUUUCUGCAAGUGCCAUCCUAGUAUUGUGUAAAGUAAGGUGACGCGUGUCGCCUACACACCAGCUUCAGUGUUCAGAAAUAGUCCUUUGAUUCUCAAAUUGUUCCUUGGAGAACCCAUGUCAGUAUUAGAAGACUAGCCAGCAGCUCCUUAGUUUACACACGUUUGUGCAAUUUCCUGUUUUUAUUUUCAUUAACUUUUCUCAGUAUUACACCAAACCUUUUUUUUUUCAACAUCAAAAAAAUUGCAUUCAUUUUUAGGUUUAAAUAACAUUUUAUUUAUGUGGCUCAUUUUAUAUUUCCUAAUUUUAUUUAUUUCAUACUGUAGUGUACAGUAUUAUAGUUCUUCAAUAUAUAGAUAUAUUUUAGUAAAAAGGAACAUGGCGUUGAUCAUCUGGGCAAAUUUUACGUAAAGAGAGCAUUUAUUGUGUUUUAAAACAUUAAUUGUGAUUUGCGAAUUUUCAAUUUUAUUAUUUUUAAUUGUUUUGUUUUCUUUUACUUUCCAGUUACUGGAAAUUCCAAAUUUUGGAACUUUUGAUACAAUAUUGUGAAAACACUGUAUUUUCGACUGAAAAAAAUUCCACUUUCUUCAUCUUGUUUUCUUUUUAGCUAAAAAAAAUGAAGAGGGACUGUUAAAAUACAAUGUAUGAUACAUGAGAGAGGAAAUCUUUCCUGAAAUGUAAAAGUAUUAUUGAAUUUUUAAUUUGUAAUUUCUCUUGGAAAUGACCAUGCUCGAAUAAAAGUAGUCAAAUUAAAAAAAAAUGCAAGAAACAAUUUGUGUUGCGUUGCAUCCUGCUGUGUUAGUAAAAAUGCGAAUUUCAUUUUCUGACAGCUGCGAAAUGAAGGAACUUUGUAUCGUGAUUUACACUUCUAAAAGCUUGGUGUUAUGGUCCGUCACUGCUAAAAAAAUCGAAAUUUCAUGUUUGUUUUUUUUAUCGCAGAAGUAAACCUUUUAAAUAAGUAAAAUAAAAGACUAUAAAAAUGCCUAUGAAUAAAAGUUCAAAUUUGAUAAAGUAAA
Brienomyrus brachyistius is the source of this 5693-nucleotide messenger RNA. RefSeq names its product zinc finger E-box-binding homeobox 2-like. The record is from RefSeq and is a predicted model, not a curated record. Gene Ontology annotation, molecular function: RNA polymerase II cis-regulatory region sequence-specific DNA binding; DNA-binding transcription factor activity, RNA polymerase II-specific. NCBI's taxonomy places the organism in Eukaryota, Metazoa, Chordata, Actinopteri, Osteoglossiformes, Mormyridae. The transcript is spliced from 10 exons. Bases 230 to 3847 code for a protein of 1205 amino acids. Gene Ontology annotation, biological process: anatomical structure development; regulation of transcription by RNA polymerase II.